Messenger RNA from Vanderwaltozyma polyspora DSM 70294, 1590 nucleotides. It is a transcript of the gene DCR2, whose product is annotated as phosphoprotein phosphatase. The transcript has a single exon. Gene Ontology annotation, cellular component: cytoplasm. The record is from RefSeq and is a predicted model, not a curated record. Gene Ontology annotation, molecular function: phosphoprotein phosphatase activity. NCBI's taxonomy places the organism in Eukaryota, Fungi, Ascomycota, Saccharomycetes, Saccharomycetales, Saccharomycetaceae. Bases 1 to 1590 code for a protein of 529 amino acids.
AUGGGUUUUAUCAAUAAAAAAUAUUUGAGAUUGGUCUUAUACUCGAUCUUAUUGGUAACUUUCUUGGGUUCAUUCAAAUAUGUGAAGAGAGUCACCCAUAAUGAAACAGAGAAUAUUAAUAAUGGUGAUCAAGUCAUUGUAGAUGUUGGUAUUCUUCAAUGUGUUCAUAUGUUCUCCAUGGAAAUUUGUCCUCGUAUCUUACAUUCAACUGGUCACUCUAAAGGCACCACCAGAAAAAUUGUAAGAAAGGAUUUGAAGGCAAAAACCGGUAGUAUAAGACUUGCAAAUUACAUCUAUUAUGAUCAUAUUUCAAAAAACUUGGCUAAAAAGGAUUUCAUUACUGGUAUAACAAGUGACAAUUCUGAUAGAAAACAAAAAUAUGAUAAAUUAGCUAAAAAUAUAUUCGUCACAAGAAAUGGUAAAAGAGAUUCUACCAUUAAAGGCAUUGAUGUUUUGUUCAACGUUGAGGUAGAUCCGAGAUUAAAAUGGAAUAUAAUAGAUGAUAUCUCUCUUCCUGGUAACAGCAAAUGGACAAAACUUUCAGUAUAUAAACCAAAUAGUUCGAAAGAAGUUUUACCAGAAAUUCAGUUAGGUGUUAAGGGUAGAACUAAUAAAUUCAAAAUUUUACAAUUGGCUGAUUUGCAUUAUUCAACUUUAGAUGGAGAGUGUAGGGAUGAAUACCCAAAAACUGAAGAUUGUAACGCAGAUUUUAAAACAAGAACUUUUAUUGAAUCGAUUUUGAACUUGGAUAGACCUGAUUUGGUUGUUUUCACUGGUGAUCAAAUAAUGGGUAGUCAAUGUUCUUUAGACGCCACUAGUGCCCUGUUUAAAGUUGUAAAUCCUAUUAUAAGAAGAAAAAUUCCUUGGACAAUGGUAUGGGGAAACCAUGAUGAUGAAGGUUCCUUAUCAAGAGUUCAGCUAUCAAAUCUAGCAAUGAGUUUGCCUUAUUCUAUGUUUCGCUAUAAUCCAAAUUUUGACACAUCUGACAAUACUUUUGGUACUGGUAAUUAUAUUCAUAAGAUUAGGGCUUCCGAUGGUUCUCCUCUAGCAUCUCUAAUAUUCUUGGAUUCACAUAAGAAAGCGACAACAAAAACUGGUAAAGUUAAGCUCGGGUAUGAUUGGAUAAAGGAAUCUCAACUAAAUUAUGUCAAAGAAAAUUAUGGAACAGAAACACCAUUAAAUAUGGCUUUCUUCCAUAUUCCAUUACCUGAAUUCUUAAAUACUAAAUCUGAUGAAGGUGUGAAAAAUGUAAUUGUAGGUUUAUUUAAAGAAGGUGUAACAGCACCACGUUAUAAUUCUGGUGCGUUAGACGUAUUGAAAUCAUUAAAGGUUCAAGUCGUAGGUGUAGGUCACGACCAUUGUAAUGACUAUUGUUUGUUAGAGAAAUCUAAGAAAUACGGCACUUGGCUAUGUUUUGGAGGUGCCGCAGGUGAAGGUGGUUACGGUGGUUAUGGAGGAACUGAAAGAAGGGUCAGACUAUAUGAAAUUAAUGGCAAAGAUCUAAGUAUCAAGACUUGGAAACGUUUAAAUAGUAAGCCUAAGGAAAAAUUCGAAGAACAAUUACUAGUACAAAACGGCGUAUCAUUAUAG